Malania oleifera is the source of this 1268-nucleotide messenger RNA. RefSeq names its product superoxide dismutase [Cu-Zn] 4A. Bases 131 to 631 code for a protein of 166 amino acids. Gene Ontology annotation, molecular function: superoxide dismutase activity; copper ion binding. Gene Ontology annotation, biological process: removal of superoxide radicals. The transcript has 7 exons. The record is from RefSeq and is a predicted model, not a curated record. NCBI's taxonomy places the organism in Eukaryota, Viridiplantae, Streptophyta, Magnoliopsida, Santalales, Ximeniaceae.
UCUCUCUCUCUCUCUCUCAUUUUAUAUAUAUAUAUAUAUAUAUCAUUGCGACUGGGCUCAGGUGAAGCGGCAAGUCAAGAGCAAAGGGUAUCUCUGACUGUGUAGGGGUGUUCUGAGAUCACAUACAAAAAUGGCGAAGGCAGUAGCUGUUCUUUGCAGCAAUGAGGGUGUCGGUGGAGUUGUCAACUUCACCCAAGAAGGAGAUGGUCCUACUACGGUAACCGGAUGCGUAUCUGGUCUUAAGCCUGGGCUUCAUGGUUUCCAUGUCCAUGCCCUUGGGGACACAACAAAUGGCUGCAUGUCUACUGGGCCACAUUUCAAUCCUGCUGCCAAGGAGCAUGGUGCUCCUGAGGAUGAGAAUCGUCACGCUGGUGACCUGGGAAAUAUUACUGCUGGCCCUGAUGGUACUGCUAAGUUCACAAUCACUGACAGCCAAAUUCCACUUGUUGGACCAAACUCCAUUGUUGGUAGGGCGGUUGUUGUCCAUGUAGAUCCUGAUGACCUUGGGAAGGGGGGGCAUGAGCUUAGCAAAAGCACUGGAAAUGCUGGUGGCAGAAUAGCCUGUGGUAAGCUAGCUUGGCUUAAGAAAUGGGAAAGGGGAAGUGGACAAUAUUCUCAGAAAGGAAUUUGAAACUAACCUGUUUCGUUUCAUAUGUCAACUUCUGGUUUGCUAAGAUCAUUUCGUUGGUGACAUUUAGUCUGGUUUGCUGUUUUUUGGAUUUGAUUCUAUAUGAGGAUUUACUUUACAUGCUAGUUACAACAUUGUAAAAACUUGUAUGACACAUACAUGAGGAUCAUUUUGUUCAUCGUGUUUCCAUUUUUUGAUUGAUGUGCGGAUCGAAACUGGGAAAUAAAACAAUGUAAACCAAAGCAUUCCCAAAACACAAGUAGAAAGUAGGAUGGGUUUUUUCAACCCCUUAAUUCAAGCAUACUUCUGAUUUUUCUAAUCUUAUGCAGGUGUUAUCGGACUGCAAGGUUAAUCUGGUUCGCUCGACUCAUCUUCAAAUGCUCAGCAGCUGCAUGCAUGUGUUCUCCUAUGGCUCUGAAAAUCUCUUGAAGUCUUAGUAGCUUUUGAAUAAAGGGGAAAACCUGUCUUUUUUGGUUGUAUCAUCUUGAACUAUAUGCUCUGCUUUGUACUUUUGUUCUGGAAGUUUGUCAAUAUGGACUGGUUUUUCUGUCUCUUGUGCUGAACAUAUCCCAUGGGGGUUGUGGCCAUGCUCUUUGGUAUUCUGCUAUGGACUUUAAUCCUUAAAGAGUAUCGUUUAAAA